Molecule: messenger RNA, 1522 nt
Organism: Galleria mellonella (greater wax moth)
Lineage: Eukaryota; Metazoa; Arthropoda; Insecta; Lepidoptera; Pyralidae
Product: odorant receptor 4
Exons: 12
Coding region: 26-1390 (454 amino acids)
Biological process (GO): sensory perception of smell; detection of chemical stimulus involved in sensory perception of smell
Cellular component (GO): plasma membrane
Molecular function (GO): olfactory receptor activity; odorant binding
Source: RefSeq, a predicted model, not a curated record
UUUCUCAUUUUCACCUAUUGCAGACAUGGCGUCUUUUAUUAGAAAAUAUAUAUUUAGGAAAACGAAAACUGUAGCAGAUGAAUCUACGGAAGAUCGAAUAUAUAGUUUGGAUGAUUUUGAUGAUACAUUAGCGAUUAUAAAGAAGGUGUUAUGGAUUGUGGGGCUACGUCUGACUCUCAAAGACUCCGAUAACGCCAGAUUUUGGUUUUCAGUAUUUUACUGGUUCGAAACUGCGAAUAUAUUGAUGGCGUUCACUUUGCAAACCAUGGAGACGAUCGAAGAUACUAAAGGAGCGUCUUCUUUCGAGGACGCCACUACUCUUUUUAGAAUGAUACCUUGUAUAGGAUUUUUACCGUUGGCAAUACUGAAGUCUUACAAGAUAACGUAUUACGAGUCAAUGUAUGAGAAUUUGAUUAAUGAAUUACGCAGCAUGUGGCCCCAGGGUAAGGUCACUGAAGAGGAACAUACCGUCAUUAGCAAAGCGUUAAAACAGCUAAGGAUUGUUUUGAAAGGAUAUUAUUGGUGCAACUAUGCUUUGGUCAUCAGCUGCGUCGUGCCGUGUUACAUCAUAAUAAUAAAAAAUAUUUUUGGUAAAAACGAGCCUGGUGUACUGCCGUUCCUUUGGUGGGUCCCUUUCGACCCUCUCCAGCCUAUUGUAUUUGAAGUUAUUGUGGUAAUACAAACAUGGCAUGCUAUUCUGGUUAUGUCGUUCAUUUUAAGCGGUGAUUUGCUAUACUUUUUUUUCAUAAGUCACAUUACAACGCAAUUCGACUUGUUGUCUAUUAAAGUUAAUAGAUUCAUUUUGGUCCCUACGGAUCAACAGUUGAUCGACAUAUAUCCAAUUGCAAUCCAUUAUAAAAACUUUAAAAAUAAACAUUCGCCACUGGAAUUAGUCGAAAUGCAAAACAAAAAACUAUGCGAAGCUAUCCACGAGAAAGAAUUAUUGGACAUAAUAGUACGUCACCGUACUUUGAUAAGAUUAUGUAAAGAUGUCGAGACCAUAUUUAGUUUCUCGUUGCUCGUCAGUUUCUUGAAUAGCUCUGUUAUCAUAUGCUUUAGUAAUUUCUGCUGUGUUGUGAUUGAAAAAUGGUACGAAUUUAUGUACAAGUCAUUUUUAAGUACUACACUAUGUCAAACAUGGCUUAUAUGUUGGUAUGGUCAGAAGUUGCUCGAUUCUGGUGAGAGACUAUCCCAGUCAUUAUACAGCUGUGGUUGGUAUUGGACAUCUCAGAAAAUCAAGAAGAAUAUACAUAUAAUGAUUCAUAGAUCUCAAAGAGAUGUAUGUGUGACUACAUAUGGAUUCACUAAAAUCUGCUUAGCUAGCUACACAGCGAUCAUUAAGACGUCGUGGUCGUACUUCACUCUGCUAGUACAAACCUACAAGCAAUAAAUUUCACACAAAUAGUUCUAUAGAGAUAAUUUAUGUAGCAGUUACAUUAUUAAAAGUAGUAUAGUGACGUAGUAAAUCUAUAUUGUAUGGCACCCAGUAUUCAUGAAUAAAGCAUUACAUAUACUUACAAUA